Messenger RNA from Prunus armeniaca (apricot), 210 nucleotides. The record is from the annotation of a GenBank genome assembly. NCBI's taxonomy places the organism in Eukaryota, Viridiplantae, Streptophyta, Magnoliopsida, Rosales, Rosaceae.
AUGUCUCCCUAUUCACUCACAUUGUUGAGUGGAUUCCUUGCUGUUAUAUCUGUCAACGUAGUUAUUGCAUUUUAUAUAUAUAUGGCGAUGAAGGAACCUUCUGACAAACAUAAGCCUGAUCCUGCAUUUCUUGCUGAGGCCAAAGCUAGUGUAAGCCAGCCUACAGGCGAAGCUGAUAGCUCCUCCCAAUCCUCCAAGAAAGAAGAGUAG